UGGGGGAAACAUUGCCUGGUGCUCAGGAUCAUGACUGUGCAAGUCACAGUUGCAGGUAGACAGAGGAUAGAGCAGCAGUCCUACGAAUAAGCGGAUUCUUUGAUUAUGAGGGGUUUUGUUGACAGCAUAGCUUUUCUAGGUCAGUGGGGACGGUUCCAGCAGGUUGUCUUCUUCCUCCUGUGCGCCAGCAUUGUGCCCAAUGGAUUUGGAGCUUUCACCCUCGUUUUCCUGACUGAUAUACCGAGCCACCACUGCCUUGUUCCUGAAUCCAACCUUACUGAAGAUUGGCGUAACAACGUCAUACCAGUAAAGGUGGUGAAUGGGAAACAGGAGCUGAGCAGUUGCAGCAGGUACAAGCUAGAUGUGGUCCGAAAUCUCUCUGCUCAGGGAUUCAUCCCUGGCAGGGACGUCAACCUCACUGACCUGGAGCAGGAGGGCUGUGUGGACGGUUGGAGCUACAGCAAAGACAUCUACAAAUCCACCAUUGUCACUGAGUUUGACCUGGUGUGCAGUGAGCAGUGGAAGCAGCCGUUCACCUCCACAGUUUUCUUCAUUGGAGUUCUUCUUGGAUCCUUCUUCUCAGGACAGCUCUCAGACAAAUUCGGAAGAAAACCUGUUCUUUUUGCAACCAUGGCAGUUCAGACAGUUUUUACCUUUAUUCAAGUCUUCUCUACUUCAUGGAUUAUGUUCACUGUCCUCCUCUUCAUCAAUGGUUUGGGCCAGAUAUCCAACUUUGUAGCUGCCUUAGUGCUGGGCGCUGAGAUCUUGACUGGCCAUGUGCGAGUCCUUUACUCAUCUAUGGGCUCAUCUCUGGGCUUUGCCAUUGGCUACAUGCUGCUGCCUCUCUUUGCUUACUUUUUAAGGGACUGGAGAUCUCUCCUGUUGGCUUUGUCUUUGCCUGGCCUGGUCUACAUCCCCCUCUGGUGGCUCAUCCCAGAGUCCCCUCGGUGGCUACUCUCCCAGGGAAAAGUGGAAGAGGCUGAGGCCAUAAUAAGAAAAGCAGCUAAGUGGAACAAAGUUCAGGCUCCGAGGGUCAUCUUUCAAGAUAACGAUGUUGACAAGACAGAGAUACACUCUAAACAACGCCUUAGUGCCAUUGACCUGUAUAGGACCAGCAGCAUCAGAACCACAACCCUUAUUCUCGGCUUUGUAUCGUUCACUGUGACUGCUGGUUACUAUGCCCUGUCUUUCAACACUCCCCAACUCCAUGCUGACCCCUACAUCAGCUGCUUCAUUUCAGCAGCUGUGGAGGUCCCAGCAUACAUUUCCAGCUGGCUGGCUCUGCGAUACCUUCCGCGAAGGCUGUCUGUCAUCAUUACCUUGCUCCUUGGAGCAGUGCCACUAUACCUCAUUCAACUGGUGCCUGAAAGUCUAUCAAAUCUGUCGCUUGCACUGGAGAUGUUGGGUAAAUAUGGUAUUACCACCGGUAUAGCUCUGAUGUUUGCCUACACUGCAGAGCUUUACCCAACAGUGCUCAGGAACACAGCGACAGGGAUAUACACUACUGUUUCCAGACUGGGAAGCUGCGUUGCACCAUUUUUGUUAAAACUGAGAAUGUACCUGUUGUAUCUUCCUUACAUUAUACUGGGGACUCUGGCUAUUAUGUCUGCCGUUGCUGCUCUCUUCCUUCCAGAGACUUUUGGAAGACCUCUACCUGAAACUAUACAAGAGAUGCAAAAAAGAGAGAGGAUAAAGUGUCCAUGCAUCUCUGGAAAAGAAACCCCAGUGCCCGUGUCACUCUUGGACAGUCCACUGUGAUUAUCUAGAACAUUACUGAUGGAGGUGAUAUGCUGAUAUUACUGUUGGGUAUCAUUACUGCUGUUUACAUUUCUUUAUUUUUAUCUUAUUUAGGGGUUGUUUUUUUUUAAAGUUUUUAAGCUAUUCAUUAAACUUGAACCCAUAGUUUUUACUUGUAAUGCAAUUGAAAACAUUAAUGUUCUCUUUUCUAAGACAUUAGAAUAUUAAAUUGAAAUGUAAGACUUAAAUGGUGAAGUGGACUUCUCAAGGAUUUUUUUUAUCUUGCUCUGUUUUUGUAUCACUUUUACAUUUGUUUAUACGUGUAUGUGUUAUGGUGAAGAUGGAUACAAAAUAUUCACUAAAACCAAU
Epinephelus lanceolatus (giant grouper) is the source of this 2106-nucleotide messenger RNA. RefSeq names its product solute carrier family 22 member 4-like. The record is from RefSeq and is a predicted model, not a curated record. Gene Ontology annotation, molecular function: transmembrane transporter activity. Gene Ontology annotation, biological process: transmembrane transport. Gene Ontology annotation, cellular component: membrane. Lineage: Eukaryota; Metazoa; Chordata; Actinopteri; Perciformes; Serranidae.